Molecule: messenger RNA, 1629 nt
Organism: Pundamilia nyererei
Lineage: Eukaryota; Metazoa; Chordata; Actinopteri; Cichliformes; Cichlidae
Gene: c1ql3b
Product: complement component 1, q subcomponent-like 3b
Exons: 2
Coding region: 425-1225 (266 amino acids)
Molecular function (GO): protein binding
Source: RefSeq, a predicted model, not a curated record
UUGACUGAAGAAACGCACCGAUUGUAUCCCAUCCAUCACUUCCAUCCAUCCCUCCUCCCACUCUUCAAACCCAGAAUCGAGUAACGGUUAAUUUCUUAUCCACUCUCUCCUUUGGCACCGUGGAAGGCAGAAACUUUGCACCGCAUAACGCAGACUGGCAUCUUCCUCCAAGCGAUUCCAAACGACUGAUGCUCUUUCACGCGUUGAGAAAGUGGAGAUGAACCAGUUCGACGCUUAAAGAGAGGCAUUAAAAAAAGUUGUGGAUGGUUACUUUCGCGCACAAAUAUUUAAAGGACUAUUUUGUCUCCAUAAGUUGCAGGGCUGUGCAGGAGCAGGUCAAAUUCUUCCCUCAGCAAACCUAUCCUCCGCAGGCAGGCUGGAAGACCAUCCACCCGGGAGAUCACAGCGAAUCCGAAGAGCGCAGAUGAUCGCAUCUGGUGUUUGUGGCGUCGCGCUGGUGCUGGGGUUGGUGGUUCUGAUUCCGGUAGUGGUGAACUCCGCCGGAACUCCUGCCCGCUAUGAGAUGCUCGGAUCCUGUCAAAUGGUGUGCGACUCCCACGGGACCGCAGCUACGGCUACAGCCAAGGCAACCAACCCGAUCAAAGACAACCGCCUGGUUCAGUCCCUUCCCACGUUCAUUCAGGGUCCUCAAGGAGAGCCGGGACGCGUCGGGAGGAUGGGUCCCAGGGGUCCGAUGGGCGAACCCGGGCCACCUGGACCUGCCGGUCCGCCCGGGGAGAGGGGGCCACCUGGCCCUCCGGGUCUACCGGGGGCACCGGGAGCGAACGGGCCAAACGGUGCCAUCAGUGCAGCCACUUACAACACCGUCCCCAAGAUAGCCUUUUACGCAGGACUGAAGAAGCAGCACGAGGGAUAUGAAAUACUGAAAUUUGACGAUGUUGUUACAAACCUUGGAAACCACUAUGAUCCCUCUAGCGGGAAAUUCACCUGUUCGAUACCGGGGAUUUACUUCUUUGUUUACCAUGUGCUGAUGAGAGGCGGGGAUGGAACAAGCAUGUGGGCUGACCUCUGUAAAAACAACCAGGUGAGAGCCAGCGCCAUCGCCCAAGACGCCGACCAGAACUACGACUACGCCAGCAACAGUGUGGUUCUUCACCUGGAGCCCGGGGACGAGAUUUAUAUUAAGCUGGACGGCGGAAAGGCGCACGGGGGCAACAAUAACAAGUACAGCACCUUCUCCGGCUUCAUGUUGUACGCUGAUUGAAACACGGACAGAUCUGCUGAAGAGACGAGAAAGAGAGAGAGAGACUGGGAGGAUAAAAGAGCUUCUCUGCAUAUAGCUUGCUUCACCGCUCGUGCUCAGUUCAAUGUCAGCUGGAUUAUUAGAGGCAGAGCUCACCGUUUCUAUAACUCGAACAGAAUCAGCAGUGAUGUGGAGGAGGUCAUGCAAAAAAACAGAAAACUGUGCUGGGCAAUAGCGACGAGCUGACAGUGUAAUUACAAAACCAAAAUAACAGUUUUAAUUUGUACAGCACCCACUUGUACCCUUGUCACAUUGAUUAGUGUUGCUCGUGCUCCCUGAAUGAAAUGUCGUGCUUUAUGAAUUAAGUUUGCAGACGGUAGCUCGUGUGGUUACACAUGUCCCUGUAGAUGGAAAGUUUAUAAUGU